This is a messenger RNA of Hermetia illucens (black soldier fly), 519 nucleotides long. RefSeq lists its product as uncharacterized. The transcript has 3 exons. Lineage: Eukaryota; Metazoa; Arthropoda; Insecta; Diptera; Stratiomyidae. The record is from RefSeq and is a predicted model, not a curated record. The coding region runs from base 143 to 358 and encodes 71 amino acids.
AGUUCUCUUUGAGGAUCAUAUAAAAGUGGCCGUUCUUUCCUCCAUACAACAUACACAGUCUUCUUUCCAUCGGGAACAGUUGUGAUCUCGUCUCGACUUCAUUUUCAUUCGAAAAGUUUUUGAAGAAUCAAACAGUGAAACCAUGUUCAAAUACGUUGUUGUUGUUUUGUUCGCCCUUUUGGCUGUAAGCUUGGCAGCUCCGGCACCGGCUCCAGCUCCUAAACCUCAGUUCCUCGCCGCAGCACCUUACGCAUACCCUGGAUACGCCGCCUACACUGCACCGUAUGUGGUCAGCCCAUACUCCCUAGGAUAUAGUGGACUAGCAUAUGGAUAUGCCUAUCCAUACACAUUCUUUUAGAGGUAGAAUUUGUCUAGUUACUCAGUAGUUCUAGUUACCAUUAGCCGAUUGCAACUGACUUCCAUUAUACGAGUACGAGUACUGUUAAAACAUACAAAACAAUGUAAAGUGUUCAAUUUGUUCUUUGAUAAAUUAUUAAUAAAAGCGUUUUACCACUUAAA